Molecule: messenger RNA, 4063 nt
Organism: Acipenser ruthenus (sterlet)
Lineage: Eukaryota; Metazoa; Chordata; Actinopteri; Acipenseriformes; Acipenseridae
Product: coronin-2A-like
Exons: 12
Coding region: 326-1912 (528 amino acids)
Biological process (GO): actin filament organization
Molecular function (GO): actin filament binding
Source: RefSeq, a predicted model, not a curated record
CUCUACCUCCCCUCCCUUCGCAUAGUGCAGCGCCAGCCCUUUUGUGACUCACUGCAGUGUCUAACAGACCCACCUGCUGUAUUAUUAUUAUUAUUUUGUUUUACUCAUCCACUCUCUGGCUCAAAAAACAAACCUUCUGUGUAUGAUUUUUGAAUGAACAUUACAUCCCUGAGACCUAACCCCCGCAUUGGACACUUUAGCAACCCAAGGAAAUAAAACGUUUGUCUUAGUCGUCAGUCUUCCACUUCAGCGUGUUGCUAUCCACUCCCUGCAGCAGAUUGCACUUUUCACGAGAAACGUUGAUUUUCACCUGGACACAUCCUUUAUGACCAUCACAAAGAUGUCAUGGCGGCCUCAGUAUCGGAGCUCCAAGUUCCGCCAUGUUUUCGGUAAGCCUGCUAAUAAGGAGAACUGCUAUGAUGGGGUGCCCAUCACCAAGAGCGUUCAUGACAGCCAUUUCUGCACUGUAAAUCCCAGGUUCAUUGCUGUGGUCACCGAGUGUGCAGGAGGUGGAGCUUUCCUCAUCAUACCAAUUCACCAGACUGGAAAGAUCGACCCUCAUCACCCACGGGUCUGCGGCCACAGAGGAAACGUGCUGGACAUUAAGUGGAACCCGUUUGAUGACUUCUCCAUAGCUUCGGGCUCGGAAGAUUCAACUGUGAAAAUCUGGGAUAUUCCUAAACAUGGGAUGAUGAAGAACAUCACGACGGCCAAGAAGGAGCUUCAGGGGCAUUCCCGGAGAGUGGGGCUCAUUGAGUGGCACCCAACUGCUGGCAAUGUCCUCUUCAGUGCCGGAUAUGACUACAAGAUCAUGGUAUGGAACCUAGAUACUCCAGAUCAGAUCAUCAAGAAUCCUGUGAAAACGAUUAGCGUGCACAGUGAUGUGGUCCUCUCCAUGUCAUUUAACACGGACGGUAGUCUCCUAGCAACAUCCUGCAAGGACAAGAAACUAAAAGUCAUUGACCUGCACACAGGUUUUGUUUUGCAGGAAGCCAACUGCAAGUCCCAUAAAGCAAGCAAGGUUGUGUUUCUGGGCAACCUGAAAAAGCUCAUGUCAACAGGAACGUCAAGGUGGAACAACAGGCAAAUUGCACUGUGGGAUCAGGAUGACCUGUCCGUGCCUUUGCUGGAGGAGGAUCUGGACAGCUCUUCGGGGGUCCCGUUUCCUUUCUACGAUCCUGAUACCCACAUGCUGUACGUCGCUGGAAAGGGAGAUGGCAACAUUAGGUACUAUGAAAUCAGCUCCGAGAAGCCUUAUCUACAAUUCCUAGCAGAGUACCGCUCAUACUUACCUCAGAAAGGAAUGGGAAUCAUGCCAAAGAGAGGCCUGGAUGUCUCCUCCUGUGAGGUCUUCAGGUUUUAUAAACUAGUGACAACCAAAAGCCUUAUUGAGCCACUCUCCAUGAUCGUACCACGACGGUCCGAGUCGUACCAGGAGGAUAUCUACCCAAUGACUGCUGGAUCUGAGCCAGCAAUGACAGCAGAGGAGUGGUUCAGAGGGAUCCAUAAAGAUCCUGUAUUGAUGUCCCUGAAACCUGGCAGCAAAAACUCCCAGUCCAUUCCGCUGGUAACUGCCAGGGAACCGUUGAGCAUUCUAGAACCGAAAAGGUUUCAGAACUGCAUCGAGCAGUUGGAGGUGGCAGCGAUACAGGAGAGGUUGGAGCAGAAGGGGACGAAAGAGCAGAAGAGGCUGGAGGACAAGAGCAGGGACAAGACCCGGUCUGCCUUCUCCAAUGGCUGUAACCUGUCGGAAUGUGCGCCACCCAAAACUGAAAAUGAGCUGUUGCAGAUGUUUUACCAGCAACAGGAAGAAAUCCGACGGCUGAGAGAACUGUUAGGUCAGAGAGACGUCCGAGUGAAACAGCUGGAGCUGGAGAUCAAAAACAUCCGGAACUGCCCGGGGAGCUACUGAGAGAAAGGGACUGAAAUCCUGAAGCCAUUCUAAAGCAGCUGAAGAAAACAAACCAGAACCUGACUUCAACUGCUGUUUGUAUAAUUAUAUAUUUUAUAUUGCAAAAGAAAAAGAAAAACAACUAGAUUUUAAGCGGUACCUCUGGUACACCGUGCACAUUUUUUUUAAACUUGUUUUACAAUUGUGUACAUAUUUUCUGAUUUAUUAAUCAUGUCCAUGGUUUACGCAGCUGUUGUGUGAAUUUCUACUGUACUUCACAGACCCUGGGCUUCACAAGCCUGGUAUUACUGUUUUGUUCUUUUGUAACACGGUUAAGAAGUAGUUUCCUCACUUGUCUCAUUAUAUUAAGCUUGUCAUGCUUUUUUUUUUUUUUUUUUUUACGUUUUUCCAUACUGAAUAUAAUUUGAUCUCAAGAAUAUAUUAUAUUAGUAGUUGGGGCAAUUCAUCAAGCUAUUAAUAUAAAAAGUAUACAGGGCCGGGUGAUACGGGGGGUGCCGUCUUUGCGUUUCAGUUCCUAUCAGAUAACAGAGCAGCUUUAACCUGCUCCCAGGUGAAGAAUUAGUGGCACCUCCUUCUGUGAACUGGUGUUUGCCCUGUGGCUACAGACCAAACUGUUCUUCUAGGACUACAGCUUACUGAAUCACAGAACAGUGACGGGCUAGUUUAGCUUUAUUACACACCAGACCCUUAAUUAAUGUUACAGGUGAUGAUGAAAAUACAUUAAAUCAUUAAAAUAUGGGCCUCCCUUACAUACCUUUUACAGACAAAAAUGACUUGAAAGGGACUUGCAUGCAUUGUUAAGGUAUAUAAAAUAAGAGGACUGUAUUUUAAUGAUUUAAAGGGAAGGUGGCACUUGGAUCUGCUGCCUUAUAGAUUAUGGUAAACCGGCCAUAUUGUGUGAUAGACCUACCAAUAACAGCCACUCUUUGAUUAGUCUUGUGCUGUGCAGAAAAUUGUUCUGCCUGCUUGCUUGUUUGCAUCUGUUUUCCUUAAUUAUGCAGCAGGAUGUUUAACCAUACUUGUAUGCACUGCUUCACUGUAGAAAUCUGCAAAGGGAAGGUAAGCCUUUUUAAGUGCUACAGCAAUCAGUAUCGUAUGUCUGAAUCCGUUGCUUGAUUCAAAAUAAUAAUGGCACACGCACAUCAAUAUUUAAUUAUACCUGCUAUUAGCGCAUUUUUAAUUUGACUGGUAAAUUUAAACACACAUUUAAAAAGAAAUACAUAUUAUUAGACACUUGUACAAAAAAAGAUAUACCAUCUGUGUGUUGAUUCUUAGUGUAAUAUUUUAAUAUUGAAUAUAUGUACACAAUUUUAUAAAUGAAUACACUAUUUGCGUUUUUGGGAUUUUUGUUUAAAAAACAAAAUAAUGCAUGUAAUUUUUUUUUAAAAGAAUAAAAAAAUCUAAAUCUUUGUUUGCAAUCUGCAAGUCUUCCAAUACUGCCUGAUUCUUUUCCACAAGUAUCACAGUGCAACUGAACAUUGACAAUCCUACGUUAUUUAACUCAGAUUUGUAUCUUUUCUGGAUUAUUAUAAAGAAAUAUAUAUACUUUUGCUCUACUGUUUUUCUAUAAGCAACUUUUAAGCAGAGAGCUUUUUGCUUCUACACAUUUAAAUCAUCUUAGAAUGGUGUGGUCUAUGGGAAUUCUGUUUGCAAUCACUUAACUAAAACAUACAUGAACAAGACCCAGAACACAUGACACUAUAAUUGCCCCAACCCUUUCUGUUCCAAGGAGCCCAGAUGAGAAACCUGUUCCUCCAGCUUGACCAGCUGCUUUAUUAUGCUUCACUGCCCUGUAAAAACUGUUAAAUGGAUGCAUUUAGCAAGCAACGCAUAUGCUGUAGAUAUAGUCGUUAACAAGUCUUGAUUCAGUAGUGCCAAGCUGUAUCAGUGGCAUAGUUUCAGCAAAAGUGUUAAAUUAUUACUUUUUAGGAGCUUAAUGACAAUAGGGCUCAGUAAUAACGGUUUGGGGCAUGAAACUGAGAAUAGUAGUUCUGUACUUUUACAUUAACCUGGGAAAAAAAUGCCUUUAUUUCAUUAAAGAACUUUAGUUGAAAUAUGUAUAAUAUAUGUGCUACGGUAUAUGUGCUUUUAAAAUCAUUUUUAUUCACAAUUGUUCAUUAAAGAAGAUUUGUUUUAAUAUGUAGAAAUACA